CAGGAUGCCUUUGCUGGACACCAGCAAGUACUCGCAGGGCUCGGUCCUCGGCAAGGUAAACCCUGACCUGGCCAGCGAGAGGAGAACGGCCUCCUUCAGCGUGGAAAAGCUCACGGCCUGGCUGGACGGCGGCGCGGAGCAGACGCGGAUCCGGAGGGCGGUGGUCGAAGCUAUCGAGAGCGACCCCGUAUUCAGCAGAGAAAAUCAGUAUUUCCAGAGCCAGAAUGAGAGGUACGAAGCAGCCGUCAGAAAAGCUGUUCACCUCCAGAGAAAGAUGCACGAGAUGAGAUGGACUGAGAAAGGACCUGAACUCAAGUACAUUUACAGCAGGGCACUGUCAGGAGACGUCGCGUUUCUCCUUCACCGUGUCUUCAUGAGAUGCAUUUCAGUGCUGGGCUCCGACAAACAGAUUGCCAAAUGGAUUCCUCCCGCCACCCAGUAUCGGCUCAUCGGGAGCUACGCCCAGACUGAACUGGGGCAUGGUACUUAUCUUCAGGGUUUGGAAACAACAGCAGUCUUUGAUAUCACUACACAGGAGUUUAUACUGAACACACCAAAGAUCUCUGCCAUGAAGUGGUGGCCUGGAGACAUGGGAAGGUCAGCAACCCACGCCGUGGUCUUUGCUCAGCUGUACGUCCACGGGCAGUGCUAUGGUGUGCAUCCCUUCAUCCUGCAGAUACGCAGCCUUCAGGACCAUUCCCUCUGCCCAGGCAUAACCGCAGGAGACAUCGGUCCCAAGAUGAAUUUUGAGCACACUGACAAUGGCUAUCUCAUGCUGCAGAAUGUGCGUGUCCCCAAGGAGAACAUGCUGAACAAGUUUUGUGAGGUUCAGCCGGAUGGCACCUAUAUAAAACGGGGGUCGCCGAAGAUCAAUUAUUUCACAAUGACUACAGUGCGCAUUUCCCUCAUUUCAGACGAAGCUAUACUGCCUCUAAUGAAAGCCUGCACCAUUGCCAUCCGAUACUCGGCGGUUCGCCGGCAGUCCAAGUUAAAGCCCGGGGAGCAAGAAGCAAAAAUCCUUGACUACCAGACCCAGCAAGAGAAAUUGCUGCCCCAGCUGGCAGCAGCCUACGCCUUUCAUUUCAUCAACAAGUACCUGCAGGAGCUGCUCAACAGGGGGUACAGAGAGGUCCAGAAGAAGAAUUUCGACAAUCUGCCGGAGCUCCAUGCAUUUUCUUCGGGCUUCAAAGCCCUGGCGACCCAGUACUGCACUUCUGCAGUGGAGAUUUGCCUGCGGGCGUGCGGGGGACACGGUUACUCCUUGCUGAGUGGACUCCCUUCCCUGUACACUAAAAUACUCGCCUCUUGUAUUUAUGAAGGGGAAAACACCAUUUUGCUCCUGCAAACUGCCAGGUUCUUGAUCAAAUGCUUCUCAGCAGCCAGCGCCGGGCAGCCCGUCCCGCCAUCCGUCAUCUAUCUGUCUGCUGUGAAAGCCGGGAAGUGUCCAGCCAAGAACAAGCUGGAUUUUCUCAGUCCAGAUAUUUACAGCGAGGCCUAUCAACACGCAGCAGUCAGACUCGUAAGCAGCACAGCAGCUAAACUACAGGACUUGAUCCAGUCAGGAGUCAAAAAGCACGAGGCGUGGAACCAGUGCACGGUGCAGCUGGCACAGGCUGCGAAGGCUCACUGCCACUACAUCACAGUGAAGAACUUUGCAGAAACUGUGGAAAAACUCGAGACGGAGGCUGGCAUCCAGAAGAUUAUGAAACAUCUUUGUGACCUCUUUGCAUUGCAUGGGAUCUUCUCGAACGCGGGAGUCUUCUUGCACGAUGGAUACAUAUCUGGAGCUCAAAUGGACAUGGUCACAGCAUCAUACCUGGACCUCCUGGCUGUCAUUCGGAAGGAUGCCGUUCCGCUCGUGGAUGCGUUUGACUUCACAGAUAAGAGCUUGAACUCCGCGCUGGGCAGUUACGACGGGCAGGUUUACCAGCGGCUUUACGAGUGGGCUCAGAAGUCACCGACCAACACGCAGUCGAACCCAGCCUAUGAAAGGUAUUUGAAGCCACUUCUUCACAACACGCUAUCAAAAUUAUGAAGACCACGGGAUCCAAGUGAACGCCACACGUCUCCUCCUGCUCUUUGUGCGGCAGCAACUUCAUGAAGCAUCAGUAAUGACUAAUCAGAAUUAAUAAUCAGUUGCAAGAAGUAUGGAACAAGAUUCUCAGCCAGCCGUUUGCAUCUAAUUACACAGAAGCCAAGCGAUGCUGAGUGGUAACCGCUGCUGUAAAGCAACCUGGUCAGAAAUAGCCUUGGCUUUGCUGUUUUGCAACAUAAAGUGUCCUGAUAGCAUCAAAAUGAUGCCAUUUGGCUUUCUUACUCUUUUUCUAAAUCUACUACACGAUGAUUAAGGAAAAAAACACAAACAACACAUUAUGAGCUCCUCCUCAGUGUUAUAACUGUGCAGUGCCUUCAAAGCAAACCAAACAAACACCAAAAAACCCCACUUUACUCAAAAACCCAAGCAAGGUCAAAUUAUGGUCCCUGGUUUCCUAGAACAACUUGAUCAAGAAGUAUAUGAGAAAGUACAUCUGUUUGGGCAACUAAAAUCACUCUUAACUUGCUUAGCAGUGGACUGUUCCUGGCUAAUGAAGAUUCAGACAAAGCUGAUGCCAACUCCAGGCUGCAGAAUUUACUUUCCCAUUAGUAGAGCUGCUCGUACUGUCUUUCUAUAAAUCUUGGGCUCCAAUAAAGCGCAUUAUUUGGAA
Columba livia (rock pigeon) is the source of this 2705-nucleotide messenger RNA. It is a transcript of the gene ACOX2, whose product is annotated as acyl-CoA oxidase 2. Lineage: Eukaryota; Metazoa; Chordata; Aves; Columbiformes; Columbidae. The record is from RefSeq and is a predicted model, not a curated record. Gene Ontology annotation, biological process: fatty acid beta-oxidation using acyl-CoA oxidase; very long-chain fatty acid metabolic process; lipid homeostasis. Gene Ontology annotation, molecular function: 3alpha,7alpha,12alpha-trihydroxy-5beta-cholestanoyl-CoA 24-hydroxylase activity; FAD binding; fatty acid binding. The coding region runs from base 5 to 2035 and encodes 676 amino acids. Gene Ontology annotation, cellular component: peroxisome. The transcript has 14 exons.